CUAGGAAUAGUAUUAAUUGUUAAUUACCUACCUAUAUAGCAGUUCAGGAGCUACCUUGUCUUAUAUAAAACAAGCGUAAUAUCAUUUCAACACGUAUAAUCAAGAAAUUGCUCCUCAGUUUAUUAUUAGAAUUUUAAAAAUGCGUCCACUCAUCGCUCGGGGCUCCCCGGUGCUUCCACCGUCGAGAUUGCUCACUUUCAGUCAGCGGUUGGCCAGUUCUCAAUCCCACUCACAGUAUCAAGAGAAUAAUCAACAUUCAGCUUCAACUGACCGAGAAAGCGUGACAACCGCCAAGAACCAAGGAAAGCAGAAGACUAUGGCAGAAAUAGAUGCUGAGUUGCAGCGGAAGAUGUCGGGACUUUCCGGCGACGGUGGAGAGGCCGGAAUAGAAUACGAGGAUGGGAAGCCGGUGGCGAUGAAGCGAGGCGUGAGAGAUGUGAGUGUCUCUCUUCAUACGUGGUCAUUUAAAAGGGUCUAUCAUUAA
This is a messenger RNA of Daldinia decipiens, 484 nucleotides long. RefSeq lists its product as uncharacterized. The transcript has a single exon. The record is from RefSeq and is a predicted model, not a curated record. The coding region runs from base 140 to 484 and encodes 114 amino acids. Lineage: Eukaryota; Fungi; Ascomycota; Sordariomycetes; Xylariales; Hypoxylaceae.